Messenger RNA from Didymodactylos carnosus, 357 nucleotides. NCBI's taxonomy places the organism in Eukaryota, Metazoa, Rotifera, Eurotatoria, Philodinida, Philodinidae. The record is from the annotation of a GenBank genome assembly.
ACGGUUAUGCAGGACCGUACGAUACGGAUAUCGGUUUCUAUUAGGAGCAAAUGCCAAAACCGAUAUUCGUUCUGUAAGCUACGGAUUUUUUUUAGAGAGUACUGUCAUAAUAGAGCAAUUUGGUGGUAUACACGUGAUUGAUCUCUUUAACGUAUGCUUAAUAAGACAUUGAGAGUACAAGACGUUGAAACUCAUUACAAAAUGCGUUUUUUUAUUGCCAAUCUUCAUCAUAAGCUACAACGGUUAAAUGGUGAUCGAGAACAUUCGUUAAUGAUCAUUUAUCGUGGGCAAAGCAUGUUGAGAGAAGAAUUUGAAGGAACAGUAAAAAGUGAUAUUGGCGAUUACGCUCGGGGUUAA